This is a messenger RNA of Lottia gigantea (owl limpet), 1410 nucleotides long. RefSeq lists its product as hypothetical. The record is from RefSeq and is a predicted model, not a curated record. NCBI's taxonomy places the organism in Eukaryota, Metazoa, Mollusca, Gastropoda, Lottiidae. The transcript is spliced from 3 exons. Bases 66 to 413 code for a protein of 115 amino acids.
AACAAGAUGAUGUCUUGACUUGUCCAAAAAGUCAAUUUUCCGAAAAUUUUAACUCUGAAGUCAAUAUGGCGAGGGUACUGGGUAUUGGAGAAGGUUUAUUUAUCUUAGCAUUUUUGUGGGUGUUAUGUCUGUUACUCUGUUUAGUUUUUAGUCGAGCACAAGGGGCACUUUCACAUUUAGGUCCACUAGCAAUUAUUGUAGCUGGUCUGGUAACAAUUAUUUUAAUAUUUAUUCCACGAGAGCCAGAAAUAUCUACACCAGAUGAUUCAAUAAAGAUUUACGACUAUUCUAUUAUCUAUAGAUUUGGUUUAAUAGCGGUCGUGUCAUUGUUUAUUAUAAUUGGUGGUGUUUUAUAUCUAACACAACAGAUGAUGAUACCUGUUCUAGCUAAACCUAUUAGACGAGUCAGAUGAGAGAUGUUUUAAACUAGUUUAGACUAGUUUUAAAUAUUAACGUUCAAUACGAGACAGUUUAUAUCAAUGAACUUUAACCUUGAAGUAAGCUUAGGUAUUCAUUACUUUAACCAUUGUAUUCACCAAGAAUGGGAAGAGUUGCAGAGUGGAUAUUUAUGUGCCUAAUUUUAGAUAAUAAUGAACUUUGACCUAGCAAUUUAGUUAAGAUGUUCAGUACUUUUGCAAAUUUCAUUCAGCAAAUAUUGGUUACAUUUUUCAAUCAUGAUUUGUUUCAAUUAGUUUAGUGAAGAGGCAUUUCUGGAUAUGAUUAUAAAAAUUUUAAUUUUAAAACUUGGUUAAAAUGAGUCUUCGACCAUCACUAGAUUUACCUGGUGUCAAAACUAUAAGACAGAAUCCCUCUAUAAUCAAAUAAAUCCUUAAAACUAAGUAAUAAUUCAUUAAAGUAAUUUUGAGACUUGCUUAGAAGUGUUAAUAAUUGAUUAGUUUAGUUAAUAUAUGUCAUAUAUAGAGAUUCUAUUCUUUGGUCAUGGGCAAUGGCUCCUGGUAAGUUCAACUGAUGAAUAUAUACACUUAUUAACCAAGUUUGAGACUUUAAAUUUUAUGUCCAUUCUAAGGGAUAGUUUCCUCUUUUAACAUCUAAUAUAUUAUUUUUAAUUGAAUAAGCUGUUUGAGUAAGACACUGUCUAGUCUUUGAUAUAGAUCUUUGACAGUUUGAUGUGACCUCAGUAAUGAAUGGAACAAGUCUGUAUCAAAGCUUCUAACGGUAAAUUUUUGUCAUAAAUGUUGUCUCUCAUUAUGAAAAUACACAUUUUUUGACAAAUUUUUCAUGUUAGAUGUUUUGUGAAAAGGUGUUAGAAUGUGGCAAAAGUUGUAGGAUAUAUAAUCACAUAUCACCAACACUUUCUGGAUGUUCUGACCUUGUUAAACAAAUGUUGUUAGUUGUAAAUAUAUAUAUUUUCAUGUUUUUAUAUUUAUUUAAUAAAACCGUACAAAAGUU